This is a messenger RNA of Penicillium coprophilum, 1515 nucleotides long. RefSeq names its product MDR family MFS transporter. Lineage: Eukaryota; Fungi; Ascomycota; Eurotiomycetes; Eurotiales; Aspergillaceae. The coding region runs from base 1 to 1515 and encodes 504 amino acids. The record is from RefSeq and is a predicted model, not a curated record. Gene Ontology annotation, biological process: transmembrane transport. Gene Ontology annotation, molecular function: transmembrane transporter activity. The transcript has 4 exons.
AUGGACAACGAAGAAAAGCAGCCAUCAGCUGCCAAGCUGACUUUCGUUAUAUUGGCCCUAUGCUUGGCUGUGUUCUGCAUGGCGUUGGAUAACACAAUCAUCGCCACAGCUAUCCCUCACAUCACGGAACAAUUCCACGCCCUCGACGACGUAGGCUGGUAUGGAAGUGCAUACCUCCUCACGACCUGCUCUAUGCAGCUUGUCUUCGGAAAGCUGUACACAUUCUACCACGUCAAAUGGGUGUUUCUAUCCGCGCUGGCUAUAUUUGAACUAGGAUCCCUUAUUUGUGGCGUCACUCCAAACUCGCUGGGUCUUAUUCUUGGCCGUGCAAUUGCAGGAAUUGGAGGAGCGGGCUUAUUCUCUGGUGCAAUUCUGAUUAUCUCGCAUACCGUGCCACUUAAGAAAAGGCCUAUAUAUACUGGGUUGGUGGGGGGAAUGUAUGGAAUUGCUAGUGUCGCUGGGCCAUUGAUGGGCGGCGCAUUCACUGAUCAUGUCUCAUGGCGAUGGUGUUUCUAUAUUAAUCUCCCUUUUGGGGCUGUUACAUUCGUCUUUGUGAUGCUUUGCUACCAGUCACCUCCCAGAACCCAGCCCACCCAUACUUUUGCUGAGCAGAUUAAAGAGUUUGACAUUAUCGGAACGCUCUUCUUCAUCCCAUCAAUCGUCUGCCUGCUGUUAGCCCUACAGUGGGGAGGUUCCACAUACCUUUGGAGCAAUGGCAGAGUAAUUGCCUUGCUUGUGCUCUUCGCGGUCUUUAUGGUGGUUUUCAUAGGUGUGCAGGUUUGGCGACAAGAAAAUGCCACCCUGCCUCCCCGAGUCUUCUCUCAACGCGACGUAUGGGGAAGUUCGGCCUUCACAUUUGGUUUAGGUGCCUCUUUCUUUGUUUUGGUCUACUAUCUCCCGAUUUGGUUUCAAGCGACAAAAGGCGCCUCUGCAAUGGAAUCGGGUAUCAGGAAUCUCCCUCUUCUUCUAGCCCAGGUUAUCUUCUCAAUCGUUGCCGGAGUCUUAGUCACCACCAUUGGCUACUACGCUCCUUUCAUGAUCCUCUCUUCUGUUCUCAUGGCAAUCGGCGCUGGUCUUCUGUCUACAUUCCAGCCGGAGACAAGUUCCGGCAAAUGGAUUGGAUACCAGAUUAUCUUCGGGGCUGGAGUGGGUGUUGGAAUGCAACAAGCCUUGAUCGCUGUCCAAAAUUCUCUUCCCCCGAAAGAUAUACCCAUCGCGACAGCUACGGUUAUGUUCUCGCAGACCUUGGGCGGGGCGGUCUUUAUCUCCGUGGCACAGAAUAUCUUCACAAAUGAGCUCGCGAAACAUUUGGUUCAUAUUCCUGGGGUGGACCCCACCAGGGUAGUUGAUCUUGGGGCCACAGCCUUGCAGAAUUCAAUUUCCAGGGGUUUGCUACCGGCUGUAAUAGCAGCAUACAACAGUGGCUUGGUAAAUGCAUUCUACGUGUCAGUGGCAAUGGGGGCUCUUUCUGUGGUAGGAGCUUGUUCAGUUCAGUGGAAGUCAGUCAAAAAAUGA